AUGGAUUAUCCCAAUCUAAUCAUUGCCCUCCUGGGGGGACUACAAAUGGUGCGUGCAAUCACCGUGUCUUCUCCCGCCAAAGGCCAGAAAGUAGACAUGAAGCAAGGCUUGACAGUAUCUUGGUCUCUAGAUGAAAAUGACAACAAGUCAGCUAAUGUCACAAUCGACCUAUUCAUUGGCGAGCAGUUCUACUUGCUCUUAACCCCCCAGCCUGGAGUUCCCGCCAAUGAUCUGAAUUACACCUACCCGUACACAUCUCCAAAUUAUAUCGAUGCGGAAGACAUAUAUAUUGUCCGGCUGUUCGACGGAUCUGGCAGGGCAUCCUCGUCGGAUGUCUUUUCCAUAUUUGAUACGGAUGAUUUUGUCCAGGCAACGUCGAUUACGAAGAUAAGUCAUUCUAAGACCGCCGCAGUCCGAAAUGGGACUCCCUCUACUUCACCUUCGCUUUCGCCGUCUAUCAGUUCCCUAAAAACGACCCAAACGCAGACACCAACCCCAACACCGACGGCUUCUCAUAGCGCAAGUAGGCACGGAUAUGGAGAAAAUGACGCAGGAUUUUCUAUGGGAAUUGCUGCUGGUCUAAUAGGCUUGCUUGUUCUGGGAUUUGCUGGUUAA
This is a messenger RNA of Talaromyces rugulosus, 615 nucleotides long. RefSeq lists its product as uncharacterized. Bases 1 to 615 code for a protein of 204 amino acids. Lineage: Eukaryota; Fungi; Ascomycota; Eurotiomycetes; Eurotiales; Trichocomaceae. The record is from RefSeq and is a predicted model, not a curated record. The transcript has 2 exons.